Messenger RNA from Annulohypoxylon maeteangense, 1623 nucleotides. RefSeq lists its product as uncharacterized. The record is from RefSeq and is a predicted model, not a curated record. The transcript has a single exon. NCBI's taxonomy places the organism in Eukaryota, Fungi, Ascomycota, Sordariomycetes, Xylariales, Hypoxylaceae. Bases 88 to 1563 code for a protein of 491 amino acids.
CCCGCACAUUUCUAAAAUAUUAGAAGCAACAUAACAUACCUACCUAGUAGUACCUACCUAGGUACACAAUCAAAUAAAGCGAACGCGAUGGGACGCACCGAACCUUCCGUCGGCAAACCACCCGCAAGCUUCCGCCGCGAUGCCCGUGCGAAACGAGCUAAGGCAACCGCUAAUAAAGUGAUACCGGCGGUGCUGGCUGCGCAUCCGCGGGCUAGGCGCGGGGUCGAAGCUUCGGAGCUGAUUGUCGAUCCGCCGCCCUGUGCGCGUGUACCGGAGCAUGCGAAAGGGGGUAAAUGGGGUAAUGGGCGCGACAGGGAUGAAGGCGACAAUGGGGGUAAUGGGAGUAAUGUGGGAAGUGAAGGUAGAAAGGGCCCUCUCAUCUCGCUACGCAUCGCAGACACGCUGUCGACGGCAUUCUCACUUCUCCUCAUAUCUUCUUCCCCAGAAUCCCAAGAACAGCGGCGUGACCUUACGAACUUGACGGCCCGCGUGGGUGUAUUAAACAUGGCGUCCCCGCUCGCGGCCGGCGGUGGAUUCCUCAACGGCGCGGCGGGCCAGGAAGAGGCUUCGUUGUGCGCGAGGACGACGCUGCUGCCUUCGCUGCGAGACGGGUUUUACAGGCUUCCCGAGCUAGGGGGCGUGUUUACACCGGAUGUGCUUGUGUUUCGGAAGGUUGAUGCUGGUGUCGGACUUCAUGGGGGAGAUAGGGGGAAGGGUAAGGGGAGGAAAGAAAACGAAAUAGAUGGGGAUGGAGGAGGAGGAGGCGACGAAGAUUUUGAGCUCCUCCCAAAGCGCGAACGUUGGUUCGUCGAUAUUGUAACCGCGGCUAUGCUCAGACUCCCGGAGGUCGAAGUCGAUGCGGAAUCGGGAUGGGCUAGUUACGCUAGCACACAAGAUCGAGAGCUCGCCGUUAGGAAAAUGCGUGGCGUUAUGCGGAUGUUCGUUUCUAAAGGCGUGAAAAGAGUUGUACUAGGUGCCUGGGGAUGUGGCGCGUAUGGGAACCCCGUGGGCGAGAUUGCGAGAGCGUGGAAGAAGGUUCUACUUGGUGGGGCUGGGACAAAGGAGGGGAAAGGGGAUAGGGAUAGGGAUAGGGAUAGGGAUAGGGAUAGGGAGAAUCGGGGACAGACAAGGAAGAGCUCGAAGGGAAAGAUUGUAGAGUCAUGGGAAGGAAUCGAGCAUAUUGUCUUUGCUAUUAAGGACGCAGGUAUGGCUCGGGCUUUUGCGACGGCUUUUGGUGAGGAUCUCCUGGAUGAGUAUGAUGACAAGGACGAGGACGGGAAUGAGGAUAACUUAAGCGAUGAAGAAAGCGAUGUGGAAGAUGAAAAGAUCAAGGAACUUCGGGGUAAAAUCCAGGAGCUAGAGCUGCAAGCAGGACAGGCGCGGACGCCACAGUUGAGAUCAGGGCUGAACUCCGUCUUGGCUGGAUUGAGGAAUCAGCUGCCUCAACAUGAAGAUAUUCAUUCUCAGCAACACAUGACAGAUAUGGAUAGCAAGAAUAACAUGGAUGAAGGGAGUGAAAGUGAGGAUGAUGGCGGCCAGUCUGUAAGAGAAGAGUCAGAUUAAUUCCUGGGCCGAAACGGGCAUGAUAUGAAGAGUUAAAAUAACUUGACCCUUGACCUCAUA